Cygnus olor (mute swan) is the source of this 302-nucleotide messenger RNA. Its product is annotated as vegetative cell wall protein gp1-like. The transcript is spliced from 3 exons. The record is from RefSeq and is a predicted model, not a curated record. NCBI's taxonomy places the organism in Eukaryota, Metazoa, Chordata, Aves, Anseriformes, Anatidae. The coding region runs from base 1 to 300 and encodes 99 amino acids.
AUGGGGACGCGCCGAUGCCGGCCGCCAGGGGGCGGAAGGACCCAGCACAGCCCAGUACAGCCCAGUACAGCCCCGUACAGCCCAGUACAGCCCAGCACAGCCCCGUACAGCCCAGCACAGCCCCGUACAGCCCAGUACAGCCCAGUACAGCCCCGUAUAGCUCCAUACAGCCCAAUACAGCCCCGUACAGCCCAGUACAGCCCACACACGCAGGCGCCCGCAUCCAUCCCAAAGCCAGCAUUUAUUUGGGUGUGCUCCAGGCUGCGGGGGGGGGUGGGGGGUGGGUGGGUGUUGGGGUGAAA